Boleophthalmus pectinirostris (great blue-spotted mudskipper) is the source of this 879-nucleotide messenger RNA. RefSeq lists its product as uncharacterized. NCBI's taxonomy places the organism in Eukaryota, Metazoa, Chordata, Actinopteri, Gobiiformes, Gobiidae. The record is from RefSeq and is a predicted model, not a curated record. The transcript is spliced from 7 exons. Bases 72 to 689 code for a protein of 205 amino acids.
GUGGUUCCAGAUGUGCGCAAGUCAUGAUUCCUCUGAGGUACGACCACUGGAACAGCGCUGAGUGAAACACGAUGUCUGCUGAAUUGUACAUAUCACCAAGACCCACAGACGGCAAUGGAUCAGUACAAACCACCACUACAGGAGGAGCCAAACCACUGCACCGCUUCAUCAAAGGACAACCAAAGAUAGUUGGGAUCAUUGUAAUGGUUUUGGGAACAUCUAUUUUUACUGUUACUGCUGUGGUUGUAGAAGACAGAGACAUGCACUAUGUAUGGACAGUCAUCCCACCUGGCUUUCUACAAGGAACAAUGUACAUCAUAUGUGGAGUUCUGUAUAUAUUAACAGAGCACAAUCCAACAAAGAAAACAGUUACUAUCUCCUUGGCGUUGAGUAUUGUCACCUUACUUGGGACUUUGUGGACAAUUCUGCAUAUCCUACCUGAUCUUGCAUAUGGGCAUUAUGUUAGACACUAUGAAUAUAUGGAAGAAAAUAUCACAGAUACUUUUUUUGCAACAUUACAAUAUGAGACCAUGGGCAGGUGUUUGGAAGCAAUUUUUCUGGUCAAGUUCUUAAUGGGAGGAAUAAUUUUUGUUGUUAUGUCAACUCUGGGGGGUAUUGCCCUGCGUUCUACCAAAAAUCAGGCCAUUGUAGUGAUGACAACUGCACAGACAGAAACCACUGUGGAAUAGAAACCAGAAUAAAUACACCAUCAAUAGGUUUUGUAUGUAAUUCAAAUUUCCUUUACAGUCUUCUAAAAUUAACGAUAUGUUUAAAUAAUAAUUACAAACACACACUUUAAUUUCUUUAUUUUAAUAUUAAAGACACAAUAUACAUCAUAUUUAUUACAACAUAAUAAAGUUUUAAUGACUUUUGUUUUUA